AUGUCGCUCUGCAUGGUGCUCGUGCUGGUGUUGCCAGCCCUGGCCGCCACAGAGCCUGUUUCAGAGGGAGCAACCGAAGACCUGGCAGAGAGUUCCUGGAAUAGCUUCCUCUACUGCAAGUGCGGCCUGAGCUGCCAAGUGGAGGAUGUUGGUUCCUGGCACGUCUUUACCCUUGGGUCGGCUUGCGGCUGCUUAGAGUGCCCGGAGCAGAACGGCACCAACUCUCCCCUGCCAAGGACGGGCAAGGUAGUUGCGAGACAGCCAGCAGAAGUGCCGAAGCAGCCAUUGGACGGUGAUGCAGCCGUCGCCCAGGCAAUCGGCGCGGAGGUGUCAGCGCCGACGACGAAGCUCAGGGCCACGUGGGACAGCGCCCACAUGAAAUCCGCCAACCUGCUGUUUUGCAGGUGCGGCAAACACUGCGCCAAAGGCCGCAUUCUUGGCCUCUGGAAUUAUUGGUGCUAUCGCUAUGAAUGCAAGCCGUGCUAG
Messenger RNA from Symbiodinium sp. CCMP2592, 486 nucleotides. Lineage: Eukaryota; Dinophyceae; Suessiales; Symbiodiniaceae. The record is from the annotation of a GenBank genome assembly.